GCUUCUGAAGUUAUACCUCGCCGCUUUCAACGCCUCCUCGAACCAUUUGUGGGUCCGCAUUUCUCCCAUUUUCUCGAUUCUUUGAAGCGCAAUGGUGCAGUCAUCACUGGUUCUGUAUCACGUGCCAUGGUGUCCGGCAAUGAGAUUUGAUACGUUAGUGGUGCGGCAAGUUGCGGCGCCCCGAAUAUCACAUCAGCAUCCAAAUUCAACCCCAGUUUUAGGAGCCUUGAAUCCUGCACCGACCAUGACUGACUUCGUGUAUAUCCAUUUAUCUCUUCCAAAGCUUCAGGAUGAGCCAAAUUUGCGAUGGGUGCUUUCCUUUCGUGUCCUUGUUGCACGUAUACUUCCCUGGUCAUUGCAUCCCUACGCACUUAUUCGGUAUAUGUGCUUCGCCACAACGGGUGCUCGCGGGGAGUUAUCUCUUUCGUCGCAAUAUCCAGUCAACCCCGUCGCAUACAACUCUCCAACCCUAUCCGAUGACACCCCAGACCUCCAUGUUUACUAUCAUGUUCAAGAAGAUCAACGACCUUACACAUUCCCUAUCAAUCCUAUCCGUCCGAUUGAUGGUCGGGACACUCCGACCCCCACUGAAAAAUUCAAGAAUGGAGUGGCUGAGAGGGAUGGCGGCACGUGCAUCGUCAGCCACUUGCGAAGUGACUUGUGUGAAGCAGCUCACCUCAUAGAUGUCAACAACGGCAAUAAAUACAUUGAAAAGCUUACCACUUUACGAUCUUUAAACUACCCAAAUCCUCAAAUUAUCCGGGACGUAGACGACUUGCGGAAUGGCCUGUUUUAUUCGUACUGAUUCCGCCGUUCAUGGGGUUAUCGGUCGCAUUUUUACCAAUCCCCAAUGUAUAUAUGACAUCGGAUGACAUCAACAGCCGCACUCCUGCAAACUCAUAGCCUCAUCCUUCACGAUCUUGACCCCCCAGAGGACCUUCCACAGCUCCACGUUUUAGCCUUGCCUGAUGGUGGCCGACUCCGCA
Suillus subalutaceus is the source of this 986-nucleotide messenger RNA. RefSeq lists its product as uncharacterized. The coding region runs from base 92 to 805 and encodes 237 amino acids. The transcript has 3 exons. Lineage: Eukaryota; Fungi; Basidiomycota; Agaricomycetes; Boletales; Suillaceae. The record is from RefSeq and is a predicted model, not a curated record.